UCAGCUUCGAUCAAGGAUGGUGCGAGCACGAUUGCGUACGGGCUCAUGAAGUACUACAACGGCAACGAGACGGGCCAGAUACCAGGCAUCCUCCCCGAGCCAUACUACUGGUGGGAGACGGGCGCCUUGUUCGACACGCUGAUCGACUACUGGGCUCAGACGGGCGACGACGCGUACAACGCCGUCACGAAGCAAGGGCUCCUCUGGCAAACCGGCGAGAACAACGACUUCCUGCCCGCGAACCAGACCGAGGCCGAGGGCAACGACGACCAGGGCGUCUGGGCCCUGGCGGCCUUGUCGGCGGCGGAGCGCGGAUUCCCGAGCGCCUCUUCAGAUCAGGAUCAGUGGCUGGCGCUCGCGCAGAACGUGUUUGACGACUUCGCGGCCCGGUGGGACGCCAAGGUGUGCGGCGGCGGCCUGCGGUGGCAGAUCUUCACCUUCAACGCCGGCUACGACUACAAGAACUCGGCCUCCAACGGCGUCUUCUUCGACCUCGCCGCCCGGCUGUACCUGCAGACCAAGAACGGCACGUACGCGCGCUGGGCGAGCGACGUCUUUGCGUGGGAGCAGAAGGCCGGGCUCAUCAGCGACUCGUACCAGGUCUUUGACGGGGUGCACACCGCCUCGUGCGGCGAGGUCAACAAGGUCCAGAGCAGCAUGAACGCGGGCAUCUUCCUGCACGGAGCCGCGGCCAUGUACAACGCCACGGCGUCUUCGGAGUGGAAGACGAGGGUGGACGGGCUGCUCAAGGGCGUGCAGAGCACGUUUGUCAAGGACGACGUCUUGGUCGAGGCUGCGUGCGAGGAGCAGGGGACGUGCAGCACGGACAUGCAGAGCUACAAGAGCUAUCUAGUCCGCGGGCUCAAGGCGACGACGGAAUGGGCUCCUUACACGAGGCAGACGAUUCAGCCUCUGCUCUUGAGCAGCGCCCAGGCGGCUGCCGCUGCUUGCUCGGGGCCGACGACGAAGACGUUCCUGGGACGGAGCGGCACCGCGUGCGGAUUCUCGUGGCUCCAGGCGUUUGACGGAAAGACUGGCGUUGGCGAGCAGCUCAACGCGCUUUCGGCCGUCAUCUCGACGAUUUCGGGAGCAGCAGCCGCCGCUCAGGGGGGUGAUGAUGAUGGCGAGGGCUCGUCUGGGGCCGCUGCCAACGGGACGAGCACUGCUGGGUCGGGCAAGCCGAGCGGAACGUCGGGGCCUGUCAAGGCUUCCGUGACGCCUGGCGGUGCUGGGACGAGGGUUGCUGUUGAUGCUGUGGCUGCUGUUGUUGCUCUGGGAGGAGUUGUGGUUGCUUUGUUGUGAGGCUGG
This is a messenger RNA of Trichoderma citrinoviride, 1308 nucleotides long. RefSeq names its product glycoside hydrolase family 76 protein. The record is from RefSeq and is a predicted model, not a curated record. Gene Ontology annotation, biological process: carbohydrate catabolic process; fungal-type cell wall biogenesis. Bases 46 to 1302 code for a protein of 418 amino acids. Gene Ontology annotation, molecular function: mannan endo-1,6-alpha-mannosidase activity. Lineage: Eukaryota; Fungi; Ascomycota; Sordariomycetes; Hypocreales; Hypocreaceae. The transcript has 2 exons.